UUUCAAACCCCACCGGUCCCUCAGAUUUCCCUCAAGGGGUAAUUAUGCAGCGCGAGGUGACGUCCUAUUACUUUGGUCCCAAAUAUUAACAAAUGCCACUAAAGUGACAGUCGGUUUGGAGUGGAGAGAGCAACGGACGUCCAAAUCGGCGACCCGGGGGGAUGUGCUGUCUUAAAGGGCUCUUGUCUUGCCUGCUUACUGUCGUUCAGUUGGAUUUAGGAGAGAUGAAGAAAAGGUCUUUGGGAUGCGGAGGAAAGGAAGAGUUCCACUGCAGCGGUUGCUCAGUCACCGAAUCUUAAAAGAGGACUGAAUGAGCCGAUAUGGUUAUGACUGGAUAUAUAUGAAGAACAACGCUUAACACUGCUGCUGAAAGCUGAACGUUGCGGGAACAUUUUGCUCACUGCUUCAAAAGGAAUUCAUUGCAGAUCUUCAACGUGGAUCCACUGCACCAAUCAGGCUUUUAAGGUAUGGAAUAUGGACCACACUUCAGCGCCAAAAUGAGAAGUCUGUGGGUCAGUGUUGUGUUCGUGACUUUCACCUGCCAUCUGAGCCUCUCCCAGUCUACUACAGGCACUCCUAAAGAGUCAGAGCUCAAUGAUAAUAUCACAGUGUUCACACGGAUCUUGGAUGGAUUGCUGGAUGGCUAUGAUAACAGACUGCGACCUGGGCUGGGAGAGACAGUGACAGAAAUUAAGACCAAUAUCUUUGUUACCAGCUUUGGUCCAGUGUCAGAUACAGAAAUGGAGUACACCAUUGAUGUGUUUUUCCGUCAAAGCUGGAAAGACGAACGUUUGCGAUUUAAGGGGCCAAUGAAAAUGCUACCUCUGAAUAACCUCCUGGCCAGCAACAUCUGGACCCCUGAUACCUUUUUCCUUAAUGGCAAAAAAUCCAUCGCUCACAACAUGACCACGCCUAACAAGCUUCUAAGACUGGAAGAUGAUGGGACAUUGCUGUACACCAUGAGACUGACUAUAUCAGCAGAGUGUCCCAUGCAGUUGGAGGAUUUCCCUAUGGAUGCUCAUGCUUGCCCUCUCAAAUUUGGCAGCUAUGCCUACCCUAUCUCUGAAGUGGUGUAUAAGUGGACUCAAGGCCCAGCUACAUCUGUGGUCGUGGCGGAGGAGGGGUCACGCCUCAACCAGUACCAUCUGAUUGGCCAGACGGCUGGUACAAAAGACAUCAGCACAAGUAGAGGUCAAUACACAGUCAUGAUGGCCCAUUUCUACCUGAAGAGGAAGAUUGGUUACUUUGUGAUUCAGACAUACAUGCCCUGCUUUAUGACUGUCAUCCUGUCCCAAGUCUCUUUCUGGCUGAACCGUGAAUCUGUCCCUGCCAGGACUGUCUUCGGUGUGACCACAGUUUUGACCAUGACCACCCUCAGCAUCAGCGCUCGCAACUCGCUACCCAAAGUGGCGUAUGCAACUGCCAUGGACUGGUUCAUCGCUGUUUGCUAUGCCUUUGUGUUCUCAGCACUCAUUGAGUUUGCAACAGUCAACUACUUUACCAAACGCAGCUGGGCAUGGGAUGGAAAGAAGGCCUUGGAGGCCCAGCAGCCCAAAAAAAAAGACCCAUUGGCACUCUCCAAGAAGCCAAACAAUGCCUGUUCACCUGGAGUGAACUUCACCCCCAACAUCACAAAGGAUGCAGCUAUCUCCACCAUCUCUAACAGCACUGCUGUUCAGUUGAAGAGUGCUGAGAGCAAGACUGCAAUGGACCCCAAAAAGACCUACAACAGCGUCAGCAAAAUUGACAAGAUGUCCCGGAUAGUGUUCCCUGUCCUUUUUGGGACUUUCAACCUGGUAUACUGGGCCACAUACCUCAACAGGGAACCAGUGAUUAAAGGAGUUGUUUCGCCUACAUAAAAUGGAUGACCCCACCACGCCAAUCCCUUUGCAACCUAUUUUUCUUCAUCACUUUAAUAUUAAAUGACAAAAUGACCCUGCAAAAAUGAUGCCAAGCACUUAUUUACUGCACCUCUUACAUCACUAAUCUACAGUAUAAAGGGAGUGCUUCUGUCAAAUUUCCCUUCUAAUAUCAUAAAUUGCAUGACUGAUUCCAAGCUCUUUGGGAAUAUUAUUGCCAUAUCUGCCUUGACUUUCUACUUUAUAGUCCCCUGUACUAGGAUUUCAUUGGUUAUUGCGUUCAUCUUACAAUGAAAUGAGCUCCACACAGGCUGCCAUUUCAUUCAAGAAAAGUUUCCAAAGGACUUUCCAAAGGAAAAAAAUAAUGCAUUUGGCAUCAACAAAUAUCACUGAAUCAAAAAAGAUUUAUGAAAAAAGUACAGCAAGGCCAAAUGCUAUGCAAAACCACAGUUUUCUACAAUACUGUAAUCAGUAAUUGCUUGUAAUGAAACCCCUUGCUUUAUAUGAAUGGAAUUAUUUAAGUUUAGUAGCUUUAGCAUAAGUGUUUUUUUAGGCACACAGAUAGCCAUGCUAAAUUUUUUGCCUUCAGUGGGAUAACUUAAUAUUGAGUGCACUGGAAUGUCCUGCAACUACUUUAAAAGGCAAGUUUGAUUCUGCUUUCAUUUGUAAUUUUUUUUUUUUUUUUUUUUAACUAACUAAAUAGCAUUGUGCAUCCUAGAGGCAGCUUUUCACACUUUAGUCCAAGAUAUUCUGCAAAGUGAACAAGGUCGGGUUGCGGCUAAGAAUUUCAAAUCAUUUGUACAUAGCUUGUGUAUGCUUUGCUUUAAUGUAAAUGUGGCUUAACAUUAGCGUGGAAGAGCUGAAAAUGGUUCUGCUACGCUAUCUAAUGUGCAGCCAAAGCAACAUGAAUGCAGGCUAGCUCACUGGAAAUGCAGAUUGUCUUGUGAAAUAUAAUAGGCUUUGACAGAAUAUGGCAUUUCUUUACAGUUAAUCGUUUUUAACUUAUUCAAAAUGUAUUUUCAUGCUGUUUAGGCAACACACGUUUUCUUACUUUUCUCUGUGCGGUAAAUUGCUCUGUGGGGUUUGAUUAACUGGAGGAGAGAUUGAAUGUUGACACCUAGUAGUAACAUAGGGAAUUUUUCUUUACAUUGCCUUGUAGACUAAUCUAAGUGAAAACAUUAGGUUAAAAAGGACUGAAGAACAAUAUGAAAGAACCACUUAGGCCUACACAUAGAAUAAAUGACCAACGUUAUACUAAAUGCACCAUUAUUCAGAUUCUAAAAAUGUCAAGACAGACAUAAUAUAGAAAAAAGACAUUGAGAAAGAAAUAAGCCAAAUGGAACAAGAAGACCGAUGUUUCAGAGAUGGUAAUUGCUGUUGUCAAGCAUGUGAACACGAAGCUUGUUGAAGCUGAAAUGUCACACAAACAUACCAUCUCUCCAGCCUUCAACUGUAAUGUAUGGCUACUUAUUUUAUGGAAAAUAUGGAGAAAAGGACAGUGACCUUGUUAGUGCAAAAGAGCAAUUUGGAAAGACUUGGUUAUUAUCCUUUAUACCACGGGUCUGUUAAAUAUUUGAUUCUGAUUGGUUCACAGACAUUCUAAGGUGUGCAAUUAUUUUUCAAGGAAACGCACGGCUAUGAAGUAGUUCCAGGUCUUGACCACAUAACGGUUCCACAUCACAUCGCCAAAUUAUUUCAAGUAUUUCAAAGAGCCCUACAGGCUACCACAACAAAAUAACCAGUUAAAACAAAGACAAUGGUUAAAGUAAAUCAGUUAAGAAUGUCAAACAAUGUCUAAAAUAUCCUACAUUUAUUUCAAUUUUGGUUAAAAAGAGCCCUCGCGCUCCCUCGUCUCCCCUGCACUUACACAUGCUCACAUACACACACACACACACACACACACACACACAGUGGAAAGUACCGGGCUAACCCCCCCCCCCCCCAAUUUCGCUUUCACACAAACAGAGAAAAGCAGCGCAUCCUUCGUUGAUGUUUUCGAAUUAGCAAGGAAGGCUUGAGGUGUAUCAAAGCUAGAUAUACUUGAUCAAUACAGCAGUUUCUAUAUUAUCUGAAAUAGCUGUGUGAAAAUCCCUCAUGCUCCCCCUCUCACACACACACUCCCACACUCGUAGACACACAUUAUACGCAUAACACACACACUUAAGGCCCAAACAUACUCAUGAGAGAAAAACAGAGUCGUCAUGUCAGUGCACUCCUGCAUAACAGUAGGGAUUAAAAAAAGUUGUUAAGGUUUAUAAUGAGAAUAUGGCGACAUGUAUCUUGGCCAUUUUGAAGCAAUGUUAAUUCUGACGAGAGUUGCAACAAAAAAAGGUAAUCCCAGAAGUGAUCUCUCUCAUUUUCUGAGUUUCGCUCUUUCGAUCCCUCAAAUACAAACUCACAUGCACAAACGCACUACUUUAUUACUCCAGUAAGUCCUUGAGUAAAGCAGGGCAAUCCUCCGUUGCUAGUUCUAAUGUGACAUUUUUUAAUUAGCAACAAAGGCUUGAGCUGUAUUAAAGUAAGAUGCUGAAUCUGUGGUGGAAGAAAGUAGUUCCACUCAUAAGAGCAUUUUAGGGAUGAAAACCAGAAAAUGUCUUGAGAUAAAACCCUGAACGAUGUCUUAAGGUGUGGUAACCAUGGUAUAAGUGGAAUACUUGACGACAGACCGUUAAACUGUUGAAAAAUAAUGCACACCCGAGGUGUGCAUUAUUGUCGUCAAUUAUUCCUUAUGUAAUUAUUCUAUUCUAAACUUGUUACAUGAAAGCGAAAUGGCGCAAAGAACUAAGUGACCCCAUGGAUGCUGUGUAGGUCAUUAACUACAAGAACCAUUAAACCCUGCUCAUCUGUGCAGUAUUCAGGCCUGCAAGAGACAGAAUUUCAAGCAAACUAACUAAAACAGAGAUAUUAGAAAGAAACAUGAGAGCAAGUAAUGUGCCCUUUUAUAAAAAAUGGAUGAUUCCAGAAAUGUACAGCUGUUCCUCAAAGCAUACAUGUCUUAAGCAAUAAAUUAAUGCCUGAUAUGUUUCUUGACUAAGUUCUGAUUACUCUGCUCUAGGGUCACUUGUUUUGCAAUCAGCAGAAGAAAGUGCAAUGUUUAGAAUUGUCCUUACCUUAGAAUUAUAGUAACAGACGGAAACCUGUCUACUGUAAUUAACACCCUGGGUAGAAAUGUUCAUGCUCAGUUAAAGGAACACGAAUCAAGAUUUCCAUAGUAAACAGCAUCAAGUUGCCUGGGCAGAACUUUAUUUACUUCAAAAAUGGUACGCCAUACAUUUGCUUUGGUUAACACUGGACCGUGUGGCAUGAGAGGUUUUUAUGUUAUUGGGUUCACAGGCUCAUGGCAAUAAGAUUGUGUGCAAGAAGCUUAGCAUGAUAUUUUCCUAAUGGAACAGUUUCUGCAGAAGUGACUGUAACUGUGGAAGAAGGAUUCUACAGAUUACUCCUGGGAUUAUACAAAACACACAUACAGUAUGUGCAAACACGCACGCACACAUCGAGACCAGAGUUCCUGGAGCAGGGAGGAUGCUGAAUCCUUCUUCUGGUCCUGUGUGCCGGCAACAUCUGGCCCACAUCUGUUUGUGAAGGAUUUAGCUCCACUUAAGUUGCUUUUCCCAACCAGUGCUUCUAUGUAUGGUACCAAAUUAAACUACCACCAGUGCAACCAAAUGACUGUAUUUUUGCAUUGUGUGCAUUAUUAAACUAGCAGAGACUGUCAGCUGUGCGUGAUGUGUGAUGCCAGAUCGUUAUGGAUGCAUUUGAAAAAGAUUUGGAUUUGAAGAUGUACAUUGGAUAUUCAAAUUAAAUUUGUGUAUUCUGUGUAUGUUACAUUAUGGUGUAGAUCAUCCAUCCUUAUGAAAUCUGCUGCUUAAGCUUUAUGAAUAUUAAGCGAAGCUGUUAUUUUGUUUGUCUAUGUCUGAGUUACACUGGCAUUUAUUUGACAUGUCAUGCUCUUGUUGUGGGCUUGCUGAAAGACUACUCAGUUUUAAUACAUGUAAAGCAAGUUUAAAUCACUCCAAUAUACCGAACUCAUCCCUCACAAUAAUGCACAGCAUGUCAAUGGACCUUAAACCUUUAAUCCCAAGUGACAAAGUAAAAGCCCGUGAAUCCUAUUGCUGGUGCCGAACCGGAAUUCCGCUUGUGUAGAUGUUGUCUCUUAUGGAAGACCUGAACCGCACUGUGAAAAAACAAAAAACAAAUUUGUAGGUGUCUAGUGCCCAGGGUUGGGGAGUAACGAAAUACAUGUAACGGGAAUGCAUAUUUAAAAUAUAAAAUAUAAGUAACUGUAUUCCACUACAGUUACAAUUUAAAUCAUUGGUAUUUAGAAUACAGUUAAAUUCAAAAAGUAUUUUGAUUACUGAAGAGAUUAUUUGGCAUUUUAUUGUCAUUUGUUUCAUACGAGCAGACAGAGAAGUAAGUUUGAAGUAAUU
Messenger RNA from Myxocyprinus asiaticus (Chinese sucker), 6286 nucleotides. Its product is annotated as gamma-aminobutyric acid receptor subunit alpha-5-like. Bases 468 to 1859 code for a protein of 463 amino acids. NCBI's taxonomy places the organism in Eukaryota, Metazoa, Chordata, Actinopteri, Cypriniformes, Catostomidae. Gene Ontology annotation, molecular function: benzodiazepine receptor activity; inhibitory extracellular ligand-gated monoatomic ion channel activity; GABA-A receptor activity. Gene Ontology annotation, cellular component: neuron projection; synapse; postsynapse. The record is from RefSeq and is a predicted model, not a curated record. Gene Ontology annotation, biological process: synaptic transmission, GABAergic; regulation of postsynaptic membrane potential; signal transduction. The transcript is spliced from 11 exons.